Messenger RNA from Humulus lupulus (European hop), 1194 nucleotides. RefSeq lists its product as uncharacterized. The record is from RefSeq and is a predicted model, not a curated record. Bases 1 to 1194 code for a protein of 397 amino acids. The transcript is spliced from 10 exons. NCBI's taxonomy places the organism in Eukaryota, Viridiplantae, Streptophyta, Magnoliopsida, Rosales, Cannabaceae.
AUGGAUCCAUACAUUCAAUGUAGAUUGGCCUCACAAGAUAGUAUAGAAUCAUUUUCAAAUAUGUUGAUGAAUGAUAAUGGUGAAAAGAAAACUCGAGGCCCUACACAAAUGCGUGAAAUAUGGGGAAAACAGGAUGAAGAAAAGAUAAAAAUCACUUACAACGAUUUUGGACAGCCAUAUGAUAAAAGUGCAAGCAAACUUUCAAGCUUUAUUGGGACAUUAGUACGGGAUGGAAAAAAUGCUCCAAUUAAUUAUAAAACUUGGCAUGAGGUACCUGCUAAAUACAAACUUGGAAUGUGGAAAAUCAUACAGAUUGAAGAAAAAUUUGAAAUUCCUCCUCAUGCUAAGAAUUGGACUUUCAGAACUUUUGGAAGGAAACUUAGAACUUGGAAAUCUUAUCUUAAAAAAACUUAUUAUUUGGAGCACUUAUCUUUUGUGGAGCAAAAGAAAUAUAAAGACAAACGAAGAAAGAGUGCUAAAAACAAGACUAGUCGUGCAGAAAAAAAAUACAACCAUACAACUAGCACAAGAAAAAAAGAUGGUGCAAGUACGCCAACACGUGCAACCAUGUUCAAAAUCUGCUACUCAAAAAAAGAUAAGAGCAUUACUAAUGAUAAAACAAAAGAAGCAAUGUUACAAUUACAAGAGAAAGAAGAACUGAUUGAAGAUGCAUCAAAAGAAAAGAGUAUGAAUGACGUUUUUUCUAAAGUUAUGGGUAAAGAAAAACAUGGAUCAGUUCGCAUGUAUGGAUUUGGUGUUUUCCCAUCUGAUGUGUGGAAGGAUAAAACUUGGAGAAGAAACCAAAAUGAGUAUGUAGAUACUCUCCAGUCAGAAGUAAAUGAUCUAAGGUCUCAAGUUCAAAUUCUUACUAAGACUAUUUUGAGCAAGCAAAAUAAUGGCAAUGACAAAUCUACACUUCAGGCCAUAAAUGCUAGUGCCUUACAUAAUAAAGAAACUCAACGUCAACUAUGGUUUUCAUCUUCAGCAUAUGAUACUCCUGUUGUUGAGGUUGGAGAAGUAGUCAAUCUUAAGAGUGUCACUAGUGAGCCUGAAACAAGUGUUAUUGGUAUCGUUUUAAGUAGAGAUCCAUCAAAAGAAACAAUUGGUCAAGUUGUUGGAGCCCCUAUUGCAUGGCUAACAACAUUUGUGGUUCCAAGAGAAUCAAAUACACAACUUGGUGACUCAAUGCUAUGA